UUUUCACUUUAUCACGUCAACACUAGCGCCAGUAACCGACCAAUGAAAACCUCUUUAACAAAGUUUUGGCCAAUAGGAAGAAAGCUUAUAACUUGAUUACACUCGACUCCACUCUUCUACGCUCUUCGCUAUACCGUUGUACGGCUGUGUUUUGUUGUGAAAGUAAAGUGAUUCUGCUUUGUUUUCGAUUGAGUAAAAUUUGUGAUGAAUACACGAUUUAUUGUUGAUGUUAAAUUUUGAAGUGGUUCUAAUCAAAUAGUAUUGCAUUACUAAGUUAGUAUUGUAGUUUUGCUUUACUUAUUGAUCGGACUCAAAAUAAAAUGGCAGCAGCUCCUAUGAAUAAGCCGAAUGACUUCAAAAUGCCGAUCCAAAAUAAUUCAGGAUGGCCAAGACCUCGGCCUGCAAAUAAUCAAGGCCCUCAGACCUUUCCCAACCAGAGCCUUGCUAAUAUUAACAGGCCAAUCAAUCUGUAUCCUCUUACAAAUUAUACUUUCAAUACACGAGAACCACUUUUCGAGAAAGAUCCGUCCGUUCCAUCCAGAUUUCAGAGAAUGCGAGAUGAAUUCGAGAAAAUAGGGAUGCGGAGAACAGUGGAAGGAGUUCUGCUUGUCCAUAAACAUGGAUUGCCCCAUGUAUUCCUACUACAACUAGGAACUACAUUUUUCAAACUGCCAGGUGGUGAGUUGAAUCCCGGUGAAGAUGAAGUAGAAGGAUUGAAAAGACUAUUGACUGAGACUCUGGGCCGUCAAGAUGGCGUCAAGCAAGAAUGGACCGUCGAGGAUACGAUUGGCAACUGGUGGAGGCCGAACUUCGAGCCGCCCCAAUACCCCUACAUUCCUCCGCACAUCACCAAACCAAAAGAACACAAGCGCCUGUUUUUAGUGCAGCUAGCCGAAAAGGCGCUAUUUGCAGUUCCUAAAAACUACAAGCUAGUAGCAGCUCCUCUAUUCGAGCUGUAUGACAAUUCCCAGGGAUACGGUCCCAUCAUAAGUUCGCUGCCUCAAGCAUUGAGCAGGUUCAAUUUCAUUUACAUAUGAAGAUGAAGUCCAAACAUGGUGACGUGCUUGAAGAAGAUCUAGCAUAGUGAAAGUCCAAAGUCAGGAAAAAUAAACUUUUUAAGACUUUAAAACUUUGAAGCAGGGUUUGGUUUAUUUCCAAUAUUAUUUUCAGUUCUAGUUUGGAUUUACAUAUGAAACAACAUUAACUGAAUCUAAAACCCAGCGAAAAACUUACUAACUUAGGGCGGAUUCCCACAGAACUGUAUCAUAGUCAGUGAUCGGUCCAGUGAAAAUAUAAUUCCCAUGAGUUAUUAUGGGACUAUUCAUAGUCGAUCGGCCGGGCUGGGCGUGAAUAGUCCCAACAUUAGAACUUGAUGAUAUAAUAUAUUGACUGAAGUGGACACGUAAGCUGAUACUGAUCUGUGGAAAUUUGCCUUAAUUCGACAAAAUUGUCUCAUAAGGGCGGAUUCCCACAUAACAAGAGUCAGUGACCGGUCCAGUGAAAAUAUAACUAUCAUGAUUUCUAUUGGGUCUAUUCCCAUUAGCUCCCGGCCGAGCGAGUCCCUAUAGAACUUGUGCGAAUCCGCCUUUAUGCAUCAGUAAAAAUUAUUUCAAGGGAAAUGUUUUUGACAUUUUUAAAACAAUUACUUGCAAAUGACAUGUAAAUGAGUCCUGUAAAUUUUUAUUACUUUAUUGUUUUCUACUGUAUUAUGUUUGACAUCAUUAUAAUCUAUUAUAAUAAUAGUCGAUUUUCGUACGCAAGUAGGUGUAUUAUUAUUAUUAUCAUAGAUCCUCUUUGUAAUCUCAUUUGUAGUUCAACUCGUAAUAUUCAAUUGCAUCUCCAAAUCUUUAAUCUUUGAAAUGUUAUUUGAAGAAAUAGAUAUGUUAAUUUUAUACAAAUUAGUGAUAUAAAUAAAAUACAAUCAUUAUUGUAUUUCUUGAUGUUGAAACCAUAGUUGGUCUGUCUAAAAUAGCUAGCAAUAAAGAAGAACUUCACAACCAUAUUAUGAGUAAUUAGAAGCACAGAGUUGGUGAUACUAAAUAAAAUUCACUAAAACUUGAGUUAUGUUAUUGUGUCCAAUGUGAAUGAAUCAAUUAGGAAGCACUUGAAUGUGGAUUACAGCUUUAAACAUCAGUGCAUUGCUUAACGGUUUGUGAAGAUUCUCUUAUACAAAUCGAUAACUGCCGCCUAUGUGCAAUUCAUGAAAUUUUGAACCUACACUUCUUGUGCUACCUUACUAUUUUUGUUUUUCAUCUGAUUAUGCUUAUAAUUCAGAGAAUAUCUGUUAUACAAAGACCCUUAAAUGAAUUAACUUUGUUAUUAGUGCAUUUCCACAUUGAUUUAGAGGAAAUUCUAAUGAGUUGGAAUUGUUCUUUUGUUUUAUCAUGAGUUUUAUUUUUAUCUAUUCCAUAAUUAGAUAAAGUAUAUUUAUAUUGUGGGAAAUAGGCUCACAUCUAGUAAAUGAUUGAUAUCAAUAAUUAUUAUCGAAGUGGUAUUUUUUAUGCAUUAUUAUUUCCACUUAGCAGUUGAUAGGCAAUACAGUUUUGGACACUUGUGUUUUAAAAGUUCACGGGAACUACCUGAUUAUUUUGAUGCUCAUCUUAGUACGUAAUUCAUUAACUGGAAAUUAUAAUUUUUAAGAAGAUGAAAUGCCACUUUAUAAUUUUUGGUAUCAAUUAUUUUCUACAUGUGAGCCUAUUCCUCACAAUAUCAUGUAUGUUUUUUGUAAUAUUAAUUUGAGUUGUGUUCUUACUUGUGUAAAAAAUACAAGUAGAUACUUGAAUUUCUAUUUCACGACAACCUUAUAAUUUAGCGUGACUCAACUGACUUCUUUGUCGACUAUUAUCAAUCAACACGAUAUUAAUAAAUUAUUUUAGUUAAUGCUUUCUCAGCUCUUCUGUAUUUUAAUCAUGUAUUUUUUCUGUCAAUUUCCUAAUAGACCAUAUUAUAUUUCCGUAUUUUUUGUUUAAAAAUAUUUUACAAUAUCUAUAUUUUAAUUUUGAUUGUAAAAAAAUGUAUGAGUGUGUAAUGUGUGAUGACUAGGUAAAUAGUGUAGAAUAUAAAUAUGCCAAGAAGUGCGUAGGUGUUAGUACCACCUGUGUAUAUUCAAUAGUAUUUGUAGGCUAAUACUACAGUACAAUUAAGGAAUUCUACGAUUUUAGGACAUUGAGCAUAAUCGUCAAUUCAUUCAAGUGAAAAGCUCAAAUAAAUCGUCGAGUGAAAAAGCUGAGUGGAUCACUACAAAUAAGAAAGGUUGACUAGAAACUGAAACGAGAAGACUACAGUAAUC
This is a messenger RNA of Nilaparvata lugens (brown planthopper), 3289 nucleotides long. It is a transcript of the gene Cpsf5, whose product is annotated as cleavage and polyadenylation specificity factor subunit 5. Gene Ontology annotation, cellular component: mRNA cleavage factor complex. The record is from RefSeq and is a predicted model, not a curated record. The transcript is spliced from 6 exons. Bases 321 to 1037 code for a protein of 238 amino acids. Lineage: Eukaryota; Metazoa; Arthropoda; Insecta; Hemiptera; Delphacidae. Gene Ontology annotation, molecular function: mRNA binding.